AUGUCACAGGAAGCAACGGCAACAACAACAACAACGCUCAUAGCGCGCGGAAGUGAGCUGGCGCUCUCUAGCUUUCAAGAAUGCCUUUUUAGGGCGGCAAGGCUCCAUCCGCGGGAGUAUACACUUUUUGAAGAUCAACUUGCCAGGUUUUCUAUCUGGGCAUCCGACAUUGGUGUCUUUGCUUCGGGGAGAGCCUCCAUAGAUCACCGCCUUCGCGAGGUCCCCGACGUUGCUGACGCCGUCACGAGCCUCCUAGAAAAUGUGACCUACGGCAUGAAGGAGUGUUCACUUGUUCUUGAGAGUAUAACAGGUUCACAAAGCCAGACAAGUGAAGAUGCUUUGACCGAUCCGGAUCCAAGGCUGGUCUCGUCUGUCCAAGCCGUGGCUGACGAGAUAAGCAUGCUUUACCGGCUUUCGAACACUAUUCGAAGAGCCAGCAGAGAAUCUCACAAUCUCAAGGUAGCAAAAAUUUCUGACGCACCAGACAACGAUGGAAAUGACUCAGAGUCAAAGCUUCGUGAGGUUUAUUGCAGCUACAUCCGCGGACAAUUUCCCAGCAUCCAGGACAGUCUCUGUGAACGCCUUGCGUCUUCCAUGAUUAUCCGACGCAGAAGAAUCCUUUACAGGAGAUUUCACUACGGCUCUGGAAUCCGGACCCAUGAAAUUAUAUCGCAGCCGCUGAUACAAUUGCCUCAGAAUCAGCGUCAAGCUCUCGCUGGACCUGGAGCCGCAAAAGCCUCCCAACCAGUCAUGGGCCAGACACCAGCCAAGAGCGACUUACAGUCUCAGGCAGUUAGUGCCACCACCUUGUCUGUUAAUGCCUACAAGAACGCCCCAGCGCCACCCGUAAUGUCAACCACAAAGUCGAUUCCCCUUGGUAGCCAUGAGGACCUCGUUUUCCCACCACCCCCAAACGAGAGGAUCAAAAGCCGAUACAAAGCGCUUGAAAGGCAGCGACGCCAACUUCAUAAGGAAUUUAUAAACUCCCUUUCUGGCUUAGUAUCGGUUUCAGAGCGACAAGAGCAGAUAUAUCAAGCUGAAACCGAACUCCAGGUUAACCUUGAAUUGGAUUGGCGUGAAUGCUGCAAGGCCGUCCCCGAGCUGACCUGCCCUUUUUGCCUCUAUGUCCUUCCCAGCCUUUCCGUUGGCGACGACAAGAAAUGGAAGCAUGUGACUGUCAGCCUGAGAACUACACGGUGGACGGAUGCUAACCACUGGUAUAGGGCCCAUGUCACCAGUGACCUCGAUGCGUACGUAUGCUUGUUUGACAAGUGCGAUAGACCUGAACAACUGUAUCACCACAGUAGCGAUUGGUUGAAGCACAUGCGCAGCCAUACCCUACGUUGGCGCUGCAAGGCGAAGUCGCACAAACCACAGAUCUAUCCUACAGAGAACGAAUACAUAGAACAUAUGAGAGAGUUCCACCCUGGUUCUUUCACAGAGCCGCAACUUCGCGCACUCGCCGACGCGAAUGCCCGGUCGAUCGGUCCUAUGUUCCAAGCGUGCCCAAUGUGUGGUACAGAAGCAGAAGGAAACUCCUUGGAAGACCACAUCGUAGGCCACCUGAGGUUGCUUGCACUGAGAUCCCUGCCACCGCAUGUAAGCCAGGUCCUUGACAGCCCUGAUGAACAGGAAGACUCGACAGACGAUCGUGUGAUUCAAGAAAUGCUGGAAUACAAGCGGAAAGUCGGAGAAGUCUCUCUUCGCACAACGGGAAUUGCUCCAGUGACAUCAUCAUCAUCAUCAUCAUCAUCAUCAUACAAUCAGAACGCUGCCCGAGUUGUAACAGAUGACAACAUCAAAAAUAAUGCCGUAGAUGGUGUGCAAGAAGCCACGGCUGAACAGACGCAUCAGACACCGCAGCCACAGGAGAGUACCCUGAAACUCAAGAAUCCAGAAACACUCCCCAGCUCGAACGAAUUACCCACUGUUAUGGAUAGGAAUAUGAGCAAUUCUGGCCUCAAGUCUCGAAACACGAUGCCGCUCAAAGCCCGAUUCGAGUGGAAUAAUAUUGUCAAACAUCGUUAUGAGAAGGUUGAUAUACUCAUCAAGUACCUGGACGACGAGUUUGGCUCCAAGAAUUACAGGGUCAAUGAUAAGAAUCGCCCCGGAAUUCAAAUUUGGCUCCCCAACAAUAAGAAACUGACAGAGAAACAAAUUGCGACCAUUCACAGGAAAUAUGUUGAGGCGCAUAGAAAGGAGAAUGCGGACGACAGCGAUUAG
Molecule: messenger RNA, 2223 nt
Organism: Pestalotiopsis fici W106-1
Lineage: Eukaryota; Fungi; Ascomycota; Sordariomycetes; Amphisphaeriales; Sporocadaceae
Exons: 4
Coding region: 1-2223 (740 amino acids)
Source: RefSeq, a predicted model, not a curated record